Messenger RNA from Pelodiscus sinensis (Chinese soft-shelled turtle), 720 nucleotides. NCBI's taxonomy places the organism in Eukaryota, Metazoa, Chordata, Testudines, Trionychidae. The record is from RefSeq and is a predicted model, not a curated record.
UGCCCUGAGGAUUUCUGGUCCAACGAAAACCACACCUCUUGCAUUCCGAAGCAAAUAGAGUUCCUGUCCUGGACUGAGCCCUUUGGAAUAGCUCUAACUCUCUUUGCUGUGCUAGGAAUUUUCCUGACCUCAUUCGUUCUGGGGGUCUUCACCAAAUUCCGCAACACACCCAUUGUCAAGGCCACCAACCGGGAGUUGUUCUACCUCCUCCUGUUCUCCCUGCUGUGCUGCUUCUCCAGCUCCCUGUUCUUCAUUGGCAAGCCCCAGGACUGGACUUGCCGCUUGCGCCAGCCAGCCUUUGGCAUCAGCUUUGUCCUCUGCAUCUCCUGCAUCCUGGUAAAGACAAAUCGUGUCCUGCUGGUUUUUGAAGCCAAGAUCCCUACAAGCCUCCAUCGCAAAUGGUGGGGCCUCAACCUGCAGUUCCUUCUGGUCUUCUUGUGCACUUUUGUGCAGAUCAUCAUCUGUGUGAUCUGGCUCUACACAGCUCCCCCCUCCAGCUACCGGAACCAUGAGCUGGAGGACGAGAUCAUCUUCCUCACCUGCCAUGAAGGCUCCCUGAUGGCUCUGGGCCUCUUGAUUGGUUACACCUGCCUUCUGGCUGCCAUCUGCUUCUUCUUCGCUUUCAAGUCUCGGAAGCUGCCUGAAUUCAACGAAGCCAAGUUCAUCACCUUCAGCAUGCUGAUCUUCUUCAUUGUAUGGAUCUCCUUCAUACCUGCCUAU